This is a messenger RNA of Vombatus ursinus (common wombat), 1101 nucleotides long. It is a transcript of the gene KGD4, whose product is annotated as mitochondrial ribosomal protein S36. NCBI's taxonomy places the organism in Eukaryota, Metazoa, Chordata, Mammalia, Diprotodontia, Vombatidae. The record is from RefSeq and is a predicted model, not a curated record. Bases 68 to 376 code for a protein of 102 amino acids. The transcript has 4 exons. Gene Ontology annotation, biological process: 2-oxoglutarate metabolic process.
CCCGGCGCCGCCGAGCCCUAACAGUCCUUCGGUCUGCCCCGGAAACGGUACAUCCCAGUGGGUCGCCAUGGGCAGCAAGAUGGCUGCGGCCACCCGUGUCGUGCAGGUAGUCAAGCCACACACUCCCCUAAUAAGGUUCCCUGACAGAAAAGGCUACCCCAAACUGAAUGUACCAGGAUCUUUAAAAUCAUCCGUGCUUCCAUCUCACUCUUCUGCAAUAUCACAGCAUUCUGUGGGUGAUAAAUCAUCAGGUUUGCCAAUGAAUCAUGGUCCACCAGAUACUGCUGAAAUAGUAAAAACAUUACCUCAGAAAUACAGGAGGAAACUCAUGUCUCCAGAAGAAAUCGACUUUAUUCAACGUGGAGGUCCGGAGUAAUCACUGACAAGCCUGUUAUUUAUGAUUGUCAGACAAAGAGGGGCUAUCUUCACAAUAAAGGCCUUCCAAAAUGACUAUGUUUAAAUUGUAUAUGAAACCAAUUUAAUAUAAGAUUCUGUAUAAAAUAAAGGGUAGAAAAUUUAGAUAGACAUUUACAUAUCCUAAUUUGUUUCUAAGUAAAUUUGUCUAUAAGCUAACCUGAGGUUUGAGUUAUUGUUUCUUAAAGUGUAGGAUUUUUUUGUAAUUUAGGUAGCAUAUUAACUUACUUUUGAUUUUCAGUUAUUUCUAAUAUUUAACUGUUAAAAGCUCAGGUUUAAUUUCUAGUAACCUAUCAGAUUUCCCAUAAUUUUUCAUUGUUUUUUUCUUUAGUAAUGGAAAGUACUGGUCAGGUAGAAUCGUUGUUUUAGGAGAGAUACCAAAGCUUUUGAGAUUAGAUGAGAAUCAGUGUUAUCCUAUUCUGAAGGAUAAAAUUCAGAUAGGACUGAUCACUGUGUUACUAAGAGUAGGAUAAUAAUGAAAAAUAUAUUUUAUUAUAGUUAUCAAACUUGUGUUUGUCAAAAACCAUAAAAUGACAAACAAAAAAUGAAAUGGAAGUAGGGGGGAUGUGUUUUAGAAGGUAUUCUGUUUAUGUCUUAAGAGAAGAAAAAGUUCCUGCCCUUUGAGUUUGUUAUGUUUUGAUCGUGUAUUGUGAGAACAAAUCGAAUUAAAUAUUUAUUUUCCCACUU